Malaya genurostris is the source of this 2437-nucleotide messenger RNA. RefSeq lists its product as uncharacterized. Lineage: Eukaryota; Metazoa; Arthropoda; Insecta; Diptera; Culicidae. The coding region runs from base 163 to 2352 and encodes 729 amino acids. The record is from RefSeq and is a predicted model, not a curated record. The transcript has 3 exons.
CAAUUUUAAAAUCAUCAUAGUAACAAAACAAGCUAUUGUUUUCGUGUUUCGCAAUUUUUUGGAUUUCUCGUUAUAAGUAUUCAUAAAUGUAAUAAAGAAGUGUUUCAAAAGUUUUCUAAAUCGUAGAGCCACGUCCUUAUUCGGCUAAGAAAUGACAAUAGAAUGCCAAAGGUACGGAAAUUGAAGUCUCUGGUUCGAGCAAUAGAAUCAGCUGAAGCAUUGACACCGUCAUCCAAAGUUUGCCGUUCGUUAUCAGUUCGUCCCUUCACUGAUGACGUAGAUUCGUCGGUUUCGUUAAUUCCUCUACUCGAAAGGCAAAGUUUUAAUUUGCGUUCCGAGAAAGAAAACGAUAAAAACGACAAGUUAUCAGAAAAAUUUCGCUCCAAACUUGUGCUUGUGGAAGAUUGCAAGUCGCAGAAGUUGCAAAAUAUUACCGACAGUUUGAACCAUCCAACAAUCGCUGUGGAGGUUCGCAAACGAAAGUGUUCCGAAGACGACGGUAGAUCCGAGCCACGGUACGAGCGGAAGCGUAGAAAAUCCAAGGAACAGGAACCGGACGGGAAUGAUGCGACGGCAGCAAUUGCCGAAAGUCGGGAAAAACUGAAGUGUGCCCUGGGGCGUCACUAUUUCGAUGUUCGUCAACGCUUGAACCUGAACUACGUUUCGAGCUGUCUGCAGAAUGUGACACAGUGUGCCGUGCGUCAUUCCCGGCGACAGAAUCAGGCCAAACGAGUCAAAAGCUAUCGGGAACGUGAUGCAAAGGAGCUGCUGAUAGAGAAUCGACCGGCUCAGUUUCUGGAAUAUUUGGAACAGGCGGUGCUUCGCAAUGAGUUCGCUGGGGCUCAACUGUUUGUCAGGGCGUUGGAGUUGAUUUUGACGAUAAAUAAACCAUCCAAGCAGUUGAAUGCGGACUACAGCCUUUCGACCGUACUGCAACAGGCUGUGGAGGUUUUGGACCGCUCUGUUGAACACUUUCCACCCUGCUGGUUGGAUUUGAAGGUCGCUUAUCAGGAAAUCAUUUUCGGGGAACUGGAAGAAGAUUGCUUUGCCAGGUAUGACCGAAGUGAAGGUAUUUUCAAGGUGGUUUUAUGUUUGCUAGAGCGCUGUAUGGAGCGGGAUGACGGACAGGUGGGAAGAACUGUGAGCAACGAACGUUCGAUGGCUAGUUUCUAUCUGUGGGAACAAGAAAAUCAUCAAAAGUAUGAUUUUGAGUUGUUGCCUAGAGAGGAGAAGUUACAGAGGCUGUUUCUGGUGCUGCAAGUUUUAGUCAAGAUAUUGGAACUUGACCUGUCUAUGUGGAUCUUGAGGCAUCCGCAUAAAACAAAGGAAAACAUGGUGAAUGAAAAUCGACAGCCUCUAAUCGCCAGUUUAUUAUGGAACGAACAUUCCACUGUAGGCGAAGUAAAUUUACUCGUCAAACGUAUUAUCAAACUGUAUGUGAAUGUGAUAGCACUGAACUAUCCACCGGAGAACGUCGAAUGUGUUUCGCGCUUUAUUUCCGUGAUCGGAACCGCUAUCAACCUAAGCGAAAUCCAGUACGAUGGAACGGUCGAUUAUCCCUGCAUCAAGGACAACACACUGUACUUCGCCCAUCAGAUAUCGCGUCUUCUCGAGUCCUCCGGAUACUACAGUGUGUCGCUUUGUUUGCGUUCGAUCGAACAAAUGCGUUCACCGCUGGUUCGAAUGAUUCUGGUGGACGAUGUUCUCCAGCGGCUGAAUCACCAACUGGGCCCGCCUUCGGUAGCAUCUACAGUGAAGCACCUGGCCAAAAGCAGAUGGAAACAGUAUCGUUUGGAGCUACCCAUGGACAGUUCUAAUCCAUCAUUGGGUCGGUAUCCGCUUUUGGAUCCGAAUAGACAAAUAAAAUCGGCUCUAGAAAUUAGCCGACGACAGUACGUUGAUCUGUUGCUGAAAGGUUUCCAAUCGUACAUGGAAGUGUACCCUAUUCAAAGCUAUUUUCAAAGUUUAAAGCGUUCUCCGACGAUAGAAUCUGAUUCGCCAAACACUCCGUCGAGUUCUGGUUCUCAGCGAACGCCAACCACAGAGGAACUUCGCACAAAACGCUAUGACUUUUCCGCUUUGGAAAAGAAUAUCAACAAACUGUUGAAGCAACGCAAACCGAACAAAACGAUCGUUGGCAGUGCCAAACCGGAAUCCCUCAUUCCGAUGGUUUUGGAGGAGGUUAAUCUUAGUCCCAGCGUACUGGUUUACUAUCGCGAUGAGAUCAAACAUCUGCUGCUGAUUCAGCGCUGGCUGCGAAUGAAGGCGCCUGCCGGUUCGGAAGACAGUGCAAUGUUUGAUCCGUGGAAACGCUACAUGGCAGCGCUAGAUGAAACCCUCGGUUGCGGGUGAUUGCAGUGGUAGGUUACGAUAAGAGAUUAGAGUAGUUACGUGGAACUGGAACCGGCAACAAUAAAUCGAGUUAUAUUUAUCAAUA